Molecule: messenger RNA, 2751 nt
Organism: Coffea arabica (coffee)
Lineage: Eukaryota; Viridiplantae; Streptophyta; Magnoliopsida; Gentianales; Rubiaceae
Source: RefSeq, a predicted model, not a curated record
AUGGCUGGCCUCCAGCCGCCAGGAGGGGGGCUUGGCCGUUCCUUUGCUGCCGUGCUUCAGCAACAGCCGACGCCAUCCCCUUGCAAGGUUAAGCCCGCUGCCCAGUUCAAAGGUGAACCGGCUGUCAUGUUCUCGGAGGAAGACAUUGCAAAGUUGGCGGCUCCCUUCCAGUUUGCUGUCGUGGGGAAGUUCUCCCAUGGACGGCCGAACCUAGACGCAAUUCGAAAAUCUUUCACAACUAUCGGUUUCACAUCCAGUUUCACCGUAGGCCUUCUAAACCAGCGACAUAUCCUGAUCCGUUUCUGUUUGGAGGAGGAUUACUUGCGCUGUUGGACGAAGGGGUGGUGGAGUAUUGCUGACUUCCCCAUGCGUACCUUCAAGUGGACACCAGAAUUUAAGGUUACCAGCGAAUCCACUCAUGCGCCUGUCUGGGUUGCUCUGGAACAUCUGCCCAUCCAUUUCUUUGACAAAGUAUCGCUGUUUUCAAUUGUUGCUGCCAUUGGCAGUCCUUUGCAAGUUGAUGCCGCGACUGCUAAUUUGGUUCGUCCCAGUGUUGCACGUAUCUGCAUCGAUCUGGACAUCUCCCGGGACUUGCCGAGUCGCAUCUGGAUUGGGACGGGCAGCAAUGGCCGCCAGGGUCACUGCAAUACAGACUGUCGACAGAGCAGGCGUGGGAAUAGGGGCAGGCCAGUCGGUGGAGGGGAUGCCAGGGCUAUGGAGGCACAGGCUCUGGAGGGGAGGAGCGCCGCUGCUGCCCAGCCCAGGGAGGCAGUUUUGCAACCAGCGCCCUUGCCUGGCCUCUUGCUGUCCGCAGAUGCUGCGCCUGUUGGGGCUGCCAUGCCUGCCUUGCUUAUCCAGGAGGGGGUCGUCACGGAGAACCCUUCAGACAUGGGACAGAGCAGGCGUGGGAAUAGGGGCAGACCAGUCGAAGGAGGGGAUGCCAGGGCUAUGGAGGCACGGGCUCUGGAGGGGAGGAGCGCCGCUGCUACCCAGUCCAGGGAGGCACCAGCACCCUUGCCUGGUCUCUUGCUAACCGCAGAUGCUGCGUCUGUUGGGGCUGCCAUGCCUGCCUUGCAUAUCCAGGAGGGGGUCGUUGUCACGGAGAACCCUUCAGCCUUGGGGAAAAUUUGCGAUGAUGCACAGCUCCAUUUAGGCGAGCAAGAAAAGGUUCCCUCCCAAGGCUCUCUCUCGGAUGGAGAGGAUCAGCCGGGAAGGAUCGCACCAGACAAGGCUGCGCUGGUAGCCUCCUUCCAGCAGUUCAGUUUGGCUUUGGGGUCGCGAUUACCCACGCAAGUUGCAGUUUGCGACGAGUCUGGCUUCACCAUGGUGCUCCCGCAGAAGUCAAGGAAACGAAGGGUGUACAAUGCUAUUCCCCGGCAGAUUCUUACGCGACAAGCUUCUAAAGCCAUCGAGGAGCUCCCCUUCUCUGGAAGCACUUACACAUGGUCAGGUGUUAGAGCCGGUGCUAGGAUCUGGAAGCGGCUGGAUAGGGUGCUUGUCAAUCAGCACUGGCUCGAUUUCUUGCCGAAUACCUCUGUCCAACAUCUCAAUCGUGCCACCUCUGAUCACUCGCCCUUGUUAGUGAGUCUGCGGCCUGCCGCGCCUAGCUUUCCGAAGUCGUUCAAAUUCCAGUCGUUUUGGGUGUCAAGCCCUGGGCUCUUGCCGCUGGUGCAAAGCAAUUGGGAUUUAGCCACGCAGGGGUAUGGUAUGUACCGCUUGGCUUUCAAGCUAAAGCGGUUGAAAACCUGCUUAAGGCAAUGGAGUAGAGAGCAUUUCGGGGACAUAUUCCAAGCUGUCCGGCAGCACGAGGUUGAGGUUCAGCAAAAGGAGGUUAUAUACGAAGCUAACCAAACAGAAGAGACGAGGGCUGAACUUCACCGCGCACAAGGCCGUCUGCUACACAGCUUACGUAUUCAAGAGGACUACUGGCGACAGAAGGCGCGCCUACGCUGGGUGACUGACGGGGAUUCAAACACACGAUACUUCCAUGCUUUUGUUAGGGAAAAGCGGUCGAAACUUGCCAUACACCGCAUUCAAGAUGCGGAUGGGACAUGGCUUGAAGGUGACGACAGAGUUGGAGAGGAGGCAGUUAGGUUCUUCCAACAGCUUCUCACAGCGGAGGAGAUCAGGGAUGUUGAGGAUCUAUUGGCCCAUAUACCGGAGCUUGUGUCGGCGGCUCAGAAUGGGGAAUUAAUGAGAGAAGUCACGAUGGAAGAGGUAAAAGGGGUCGUGUUUGACCUGGAUAAGGAUAGCGCCCCGGGUGUGGAUGGCUACACAGGCGUUUUUUUCCGCCAUUUCUGGGACACUGUGGCGCUUGAUGUUUUGGCUGCGACGAGAGACUUUCUGGCUGGGACCCCGAUCCCAAAGGGUAUUGCUAGUACCCUCAUUGUGCUGAUCCCGAAGAGGCCAAAUCCAACUACGUUUGCAGAUUUUCGUCCCAUUAGCCUAUGCACUUUCGUUAACAAGGUUUUUACGAAAGUGCUUGCUAAUAGAUUGCGGGCUUUUCUCCCAGGCUUUAUUUCUCCCGAGCAAUCUGCCUUUUGUCCAGGCCGCGAUAUCGCUGAAAAUGUCCUCUUGGCCCAGGAAAUGAUUGCAUCCAUCAACAAGAAAACUCUGGGACACAAUUACAUUUUCAAAUUGGACAUGAUGAAAGCCUUUGAUAGAGUAUCCUGGGAGUUUUUGCACCGGCUCCUUCAGAAGUUUGGGUUUGGGUAUAGGUUCAUCCUGCUCAUUUUGAACAACCUCUCUUAG